This is a messenger RNA of Phyllotreta striolata, 206 nucleotides long. The record is from the annotation of a GenBank genome assembly. Lineage: Eukaryota; Metazoa; Arthropoda; Insecta; Coleoptera; Chrysomelidae.
UCAUUUGCUAUCUAAAUAGCGAAAAUGUCCGAAGGAUCGAGUAAAGAACCGCAGAAAACCCCCAUGGUGUACAUUUGCGGAGAGUGCCACAAUGAAAACGAAAUCAGACCGAGGGACCCCAUUAGAUGCAGAGAAUGCGGCUACAGAAUAAUGUACAAGAAAAGAACCAAAAAACUGGUGGUUUUCGAUGCAAGAUAGAAGACACA